This is a messenger RNA of Limulus polyphemus (Atlantic horseshoe crab), 3094 nucleotides long. RefSeq names its product protein OSCP1-like (gene OSCP1). Lineage: Eukaryota; Metazoa; Arthropoda; Merostomata; Xiphosura; Limulidae. The record is from RefSeq and is a predicted model, not a curated record. The coding region runs from base 168 to 1310 and encodes 380 amino acids. Gene Ontology annotation, cellular component: cytoplasm; plasma membrane. Gene Ontology annotation, biological process: transport. The transcript is spliced from 11 exons.
UAUCUAAAAGGCAUUUGCGUGUCACCAAGGAACGAACGUUUUAAGUCGUUAUUGGUUAAAGCUAGAGUUGUUUUUUUACACAUAGCAACGGGUAUUUGUUUACGUAACAGAUUGUAUAGGCCUUCAGUUUGGAAAAUAGUAACCAAUUCGGUUGAACAGACUCAGAAAUGUCAGUGAAAGCUUUACCAAUAAUGUUUAUAAAUCUAGGGGGAGAAAUGAUGUAUGUUCUUUUUCAAAGACUUAGAGCUCAGAACAUUCCUUCAGAUAAGGCCGUGAAAGUGAUCAAUGACAUAGUUGGUACAAUGUUUGAUUUGAAAUUUGUGGAAGAACUCUUCAAAUCUCAAGAAUUGUACUCUAAGAAGGCAUUAAGGUCAGUAUUUGAGAAACUAGCCCAUGCUUCCAUCAUGAGACUGAAUACAGCCAGUAUGGAUAAGCUCUAUGACCUAAUGACAAUGGUGUUUAAGUACCAAGUGUGCUUGUGCUCUUGUUCAACUGACUUACUGAUGAUAACUUUGAAUCACCUUGAUGGAAUCCGUGCUUUUGUGUCAGAAAGUAGUGCAGUUUUUAGCCAAAUUGAUAAUGUCUAUUUUCUGUUAUUAAAGACUUAUAAGAAAAUGGAAAGUGGAGAAUUCCAGUUUCUGAGAUACACACUAUUAAAUUUUUUUCAGGAUUUACAAAUCAGGGUAUCAGCAUUUUUAAAAGAUGGUACUCAGACCUCCGGUGGACGCUUUGUUUUACCAACUUAUGGCCCAGUUUCAAGGGGAGCAGAGGUUCCUGGCACCAUUAGGGAAUAUGGUCCAAAUGGAAACUUGCUUUCAGAAAUAGGCUUUCUUUGUGACUGUGAUUAUACACCAGCAUUGGCACCAGGUUCAUUAGAGCUUGGAGAAAACCAUGGAACUUCUUUAGGAACAAGCAUAUACAUAAAUCAUGGCAGUGAACAAACAUCAGUGCUACCACCCACGAGAUCAUCUUCAUCUUCCCAGUCACAUGAACAAAAGGAACCAGAACCAACAAAUCAAGAUGUUGAAAAAGAGUUGUCGCUGCUUGCUUGUUUGAUUGGCCAAGCCAAGCCAAAGGAUGCACUUCCAGCACAACAGUUUACUUUGAACUUUUUUGGAUCUGUAGAAGAGAACACUGAGAAUUUCCAAGGAAUAGAACAAGAUGGACAACUUGUGGUUAAUAUAGACAUCAGUAAGAGGGAUAAAAGAGAUGAACUGAAUCAAAUACUGGCAGACUUAACAAUGAAUAAUACUGACACCGAUGGAAAUCAACCUGAUGAUUUACUGGACCUCAUGGACCAUGUUUCCUAAAGUUCAAGGCUGAAGUACAACUCUUCAAGAUUCUGGUCAAGCUGUUCACCAACAUUGGCACUUUGAAGCUGAAGCCACCACCAAGUGAUAAUUAUUGCUAUCAUAGAGAUAAGCCACAUUUUACAUAAAUAAAUAAAUGUAGAAAAUUUAUGGAUUUAAAUAUUAAGGUGUUUGUAGUUAUACCAAAACUUCUAAAAUAAUGAAUUAAUCUAGCCCUUUUGAGCAAACAUCAGCACUGCAAAUGGCAACAUCAUGAUCCACGAAGCUGUCCUUUUUUUACCAUGACUAAGAAAUGUUUUCAUGUUCACAAUGAAGAUUUUAUAUACAAAACUUCUGUAUGUAUAAUUUUGUUAUUGUUUUUCAAUAGUAAUACAGAGCCUUACAAGCUUUUGGAAUUGUUUAAAAGUGUGUACUUAGGUAUUUUUUCAUAAAUAACAUUAUGUUUUAUACUACAUAAAAAAACCUAUCUUUUUUGAGUUUGCAACAUUGAACACAAAUGUUUAAAGCUAGGAAAAUUAUCAUUGAUUCUCUGGCAUCUAUAAUGUAUGCAACAAAGAUAGAGGAAUGAUAAUGUGGAUACAUAUUUUAAGUUGAUCUUAAUGAUAUUGCAGUGUUUCACCAAGAGCUAAGUUAUUUCCAAUAUCAUAUUCAAGCAUGUAACAAAGGACAGAAUAACUAUUAAUCACAUUAUUAAUGGUACAUGAGAAUUGUUAAAUGGCAAGUCUUGGUAAUUCUUAGGAUCAAGGAAAUGUAUAUAGUGCUCUUUGUUUAUAGGAGUUUUAAAAGUGUAUUUAUCAUUAUGGGUUUCAAAUAAAACUGUAAGCUAAACACAAAAAUUCAAACUUAUAAUUUUAUAUUUUUGUUUUUGCAGGACAGUUUGCAAGACAAUAAAAUAUAAAUUAUUCCUCAAUACCUACAAACCAAAAAACAUACACAAGUUAAAAAUUAUGUAUUCACUUCCAAUCAGAUCAAACUAUGUACUUAAAGUGAAAUUAAAAAUUAAUUUAGCACUCAGUAUAACUAAAUAUAUGAAAAAAAACAUGCACAUCAUUUCCUCUGAAAAUGUAACUUUUCUUCUUUUUGUGAGUUAUGCACGAUCCUAUUUAUUGUGAACAUUGAACAUUUAUAUGAUUACAUUAAUUUCCAGUAUUAUCUUGUUAUUGCAAAAAUAUUUCUAAAGAAUUUGCAUUUUUUGUAUGAUUUUUACUUACUAAAAGUAAAACUUUAUAAACUAAGUUAAUGAUGUAGUAACUAGUAUAUUUACCAGUUUAAUUCAUUGAGUUUUACCUCCAGUUUUAAAAAUAUAAUACUACAUCUUAGUCUAAUCUAGUUCAUCUUGUUUUACAACUUGACAUAUGUAAAUUGUUAUUAAAAGAACGUUUGAAACAAAAGGUGCUUAUAUCUGUCAAAGAAGCUUGUGCACAAUAAGGUUUUUAAUUUUGGAAUUCAUAUUUAAUUUAACAGGAUAUACUUUCUGGAAAAGUUAAACAGUACUCAAAUAGAUGUUGAAUUUACUUGUUGCAGUUAGCAGUCCAGUACCUACCAUAUAACAGUUGAUGUAAUGUUGGAAAUCUCACUUUUACAUAUUAAGAUACAACAAAAUAUUUAUUGUACACAUUCUACAAAGGUACACUGAUAUUGUGACUUAAUUAAUGAAGUUUUAGUGGGAAAGAGUACUUUCUUAAGAACCCUUUUUUACAUUGCUUCCUUUGUAAGCAAACUAAAUAUUGUACCCAAAUUGCAUUCUGUUACAUCAAUGAAAAUAUAAAAUGAAGAGUCAAGUA